UGGUUUAAAAGAUUUCCAACACAGAAAAUUGCUCGGAAUACUUGAAAGGUAAGUUAAUCUUAUCCGUGUGAAAUAAUAUUGAUGAUACAGCUGAUACCAACGACAAAGAUCACCCGAACCAGAAAUUACUUGAAAUCUCUGCUCUCUGGCGCCCAGCCGGAGUAUGUCAACUGUUUAUUUUACUUCAUAUUCUCCGUUUGUCUUCACAUUAAAUAAUCUAUAAUUUAACCCCAAUAAUUACAGCUUAAAUAUUUAGGUGCCGUUUCGUGUUAAUUAGAAAACCCAUAUGUGCGCAUUAAAAUAAUGUCUAAGUAAAAUUCUGAUCAGUUUCGUCAUCACUUAAUUUGCAAAUAUGUCACACAGCCGACCGAUUAAUCACACAGUGAUAUAAAAGUGCGCUUAAACCUUGUUUUAAUGACGCAAAAUCAAGUGAAAUUUCUAAUAUAAAUGUUUUAUGAAUUCAUUUAAAUCGAUUGAUAAAUAUAAUGCUUUAAUCUGUAGAAAUCAGUUAAAAAGGACACGAAAAGAACCUUUAAAUUCGUUUUUGUAAAAUUUUAAUUCGGUGCACAAGAACGCAGAGCUUAAUAUUUCCUUUCUGCUCUAUGUUCCUUGAGUCAGAAAAAAUAAGAAAAAACGCCUUAGAAAAAAAAAACCAUAAAAUUGUUUAUUUGGAGUUAUGAACAGUAUUAAACACAGAUCCCCUGCUGACAUAUUCAUGAGUUUCCAAAACCAAUGGAAAAUACUUAAUAACCAACAACAGAAUCUUAAAAAAAGUUCUAUUAUCUUAACAGCUGGAAUGUAAUGUUUGGUUUUACAGUUUUCAAGACAAGCAAAAGUUUUUUUUUUCAGUGGUGGAUCCAGGGGAGGGCUCCUCCCCCCCUAAUUUGUAAACCAAAUGAGGCCCAAAGGCCGAAAAAAAAAUUGUUUUGAGAUUUGUUUUUGAACCAUUUUGGUCUGAAAAUGGGUAUAGAAUUUGCCUAUUUUGAUCUGAUUUUGGGUAUGGUUUUUGAGGGAAUAUGGGAGUGCAUGAACGUAUUUUUCAUUUCAAUUCCAAAUGAAUAAGAAAGAAAGAUUUGAAAAUGUGAAUUCGAAAUGGAUUUUAAGAAGUCUUUUUGUUGGUGUCCUAAUCUAAGUAAUGGUAACUCAAGGUCUAGAAACAGGUAUGGAUUUUAGAGGUCAGGCCUGAAAGCACAUUGCAAAUGAACCGAGCAGCACAGCUCCACCACGAUUUCCCCGGAAUACCCCCUCGGGAGGUAAAUCUACCUCCAGACUAAACCACUGGACAGAACUCUGUUCAAGCCCUGAAAUACUGAUUAAAAUGGUUACUUAUAUUAGUGUAAAUAAUUAUUACUACAAUACAUACAUCAUACAUUUAUUGAAUACAUCCCCAUCUGGGACUUUUUAGUGAUAAAAGAGGAUUACAAAAUUAAAAUAAUUAUACAGGAUUACAAGAGCAAAAUCUAUUAUUUUAACCUAUUCACAUAAUUCGGGCAACAGUUUACAAUAUUAUUAAUUAAAAUGAGAAAAAUACCUUUUCAUAGAUUUGGUAUUAAGCAGUUCUAUUUAUUUUUUUCAGACAAUACCAUAAUCUAGAAUAACAGUGUAUAGUUACAUCACAUAACAGUGCCUAUUGAAACUUGUCAAUUGUAAAUGCAAAUUUUUUAUCAAUUAAAAGUGUACCUGUUAUUUGUAGUUGGAAAGUGGUGAAACAUCGAUCAAAAAAAAUUUAUUUGCAGAGCUGUGGAGGUAAGUAAACAUUAAAUAAAAUAAUGUUAAAGAGCUGAUUCUAAAUAAAUAGAGGAUUGUUAAAGCAAGCAAAUAAAUUAUAAAAUGAUAAGAAAAUGUAAGCCUCCAUUACCUUGAUUUUGAUUGACCACUGAGUGUUUUUUUCUUUUACAGCUCAGGGACUUUUCAACAUAUAAAAUAUAUACUAGUUAUCCUGAGGAAACCUUCAUUGUGGUUUUAAAUAUGGAUGCCAGUGAUUGCCAAGGUUGUUGCUAUGGCAACGUAGAGACCGAAGCUAGCAACAGAUACAUGAUGGAGAAACAUGAUACUGUUUAUUGCCAAGAGUUUCAACAACAUACCCAAAGCAAGGAUCCUGUUUGUCCAGAUCAUCUGAAACACUCCGUUCCUGAUGACAACUUGACAAGGUUGUCAAACAUGAAUAUCUGCAAUGGUGAUGAAGUACAUAGUGCUAAUGAAACAAUGCCACGCCAGCACUGGUCAUUGGCAACUUUUCCACCAGAGUUAAUUCUUGUGAUCUUUUCAUAUCUUGAUGCACGUUUUACAUUAAGGGUGUUGGCAUGUGUAUGCAAACUGUUCCAUAGUCUUCUAUCACCUGAAUCUAGCUGGAAAACAAGAUUUGGUAAACGAUGGCCAAGAAGGAACAACAGGGAAGAUUAUGACUCUGUAUCAAGGUUUGAGUGACAGUUUUGCUUAUGUUGCCACUGUGGUUUCUUAAGCUCUCAUAACAAGUUUCCAGUAGGCCCUGUGUUUUUAACUUAUAUCAAUUUUGUUUUGUAGUUGGAAGAGAAUAUGUGUUCAGCAAGAGGAUCUGGACAAGUUUUGGCACGAUCCAACGUCCUCUCUGGACUUUUAUCAGCUAAAAGAUCAGCAUUUUGCUCCAGUGGAUACAGUUCAAAUUAUGAAUAGUGCUGAUCUGUGCAUCUCAGGGGCGAGAGAUCGUGCAGUGGGUGUGUGGAGUCUAUCAGCUUUAGCAGAUCCCCUGGAGGAAGGAUAUGCUAAGAAGUCUUUUAAGCAAUCACUUGAUGGGCACAGGGUGUGUAACUAGAUUUGGUAAACUCUGGAGGCAGCGUUGCCGAGUGGUCAGCACGUUGGACUCGCAAUCUGGCGGUUCCAGGUGCGAGUCCUACUUUGGCCACUUGCUGGAUUUGUUUUCGGUUGUCCCGAGUUCAAAUCCUUGGCCACGCUUGUAAAUAGCCAACUGGUUCCCUCCUGCCAGUUGGGGUUGUUAAUCCUGUUAUGUUAUAUUUAAAUUAUUUGUUUCUAAAGUAUUUGAGUGGAGUGCCUGCACAUGUAGAUUAGCUGAGUAAGCUAAGUGCACUUUCCACUAUAGACAAGCCUUUAGUUUGAUACACUGUAUGUAGCAGGGGUCUGUUGAUGACUGCAGGGGUAGUAUGAAACGCUUUUCAUUGAUCUUAUGAUGGACACACAGCGUGCAAAGAAAGUAGUGUCCGAUAGUCCGGGGCUAGUGGAUUUUGCUAUUGGGCUAGUGAAAUCUGUUUUUAACUUGCCCGACGGGCAAGUGAUGUUCUUUAAGGAAUUCGAAUAACAGAAGAAGUGUGAAAUCAAUUCUGCUUGACGAAAAGCUUUUGGGGCUAGUUGAAAUGACGUCUGGGCUAGUAAAUGCUAGCUUCAGCUUGUCCGAAUGGCAAGCUGUAAAAAUGAUUUUCAUUGCACCCUGGACACAGAGCUUGUGACAUUCAAGUUGAUCCUUGGUGUGCAGCAAGGCCAUGUAGAUGGCUUCAGAUUUAGGUAUGCAUCUUGAUAACAGCCAAAGGUUCUGGUUGCUGAAGAAAUAGCAGUAUUAAGAUCUUAAUUAAUUCAAUUACAGGGUUGAUUACCUCACUGAUCUCUUAAUGGUGCUUGGACAUCUCUUAAGGGACCUGAGGAUAAGUGAUAUUCAUUGAUCAAUAGUCUAAAUGAGUUAGCUGAUCUCCUGUGUGUCACAGUUAUACCAGCAGGUCUAAAAUACAGGUCACUUUUCCACAGGUCAGAGUACAGGUCACCAUGAUACAAAUAAAUAAAUAGCAUUAAAAGUGUCUCCUAGCCCUGACUUCUUAACAUAAUGCUCUAUUAGAUUGAGGGGAAUCUAUGUGGUUUGGUAAUUUAUCAAUGGAGCAGUGACCUGUAUUGUCAAACUGUGGAAUGAAACCUGUACUUUAGACCCGACCUAUUUUGGUGAUUUCAGGGUUGGGUUUGGUGCCUUGGUAGUGAUCCUACAGGGGCUCCAAGAGUGUGCUCAGGAUCUUGGGAUCAUAAGAUUAAAUUGUGGGACCUUCAGGGACAAAGUGCUGAGAUGACCACAAUCAGGUGGGUAAUAUUGAAUUGACAGAUAGUUACAGUGUGGUGUUUAACCCAUUCUCACAAUUAAGGCCCACCUUCAUCUUAUCCUUCAUCUUAUCGGUUAUAAUAUAACCAUUUGGCUUUCUAAUCAGGGGUUUCAAUAAGCACCGAUGGCCAAUGAAAGACAUCGGCUACUUUGCUCAUAGAAGUCGGCUACUUUUUUUCUAGAAAGAAGAAGCUACUAGUUUGAAUAACGUUGCAAACGAAAAAUAUAUCAUAAAAUCUGAAUGAAAAAUUAAUGUAAUUAUUAUGUGUUUUCAUAAUAUAAAGGCCCACUGGUUUACGUUAUGCUUUAGUUAUGUGAACACUACAUUUCAGUCAUUUUUUUACAAGUUUCUUUAUAGGUUUAAAAAAGUAAGUAAUUUAGUUCAUUUGUUCGUUGCCUGCACAAAUUGAUUGUGUGACUGAUAAAUAUUGAAAGCUACAUUUCCUUGAAUGAAAAACACACUCUUCUGUCCUCAAUUUUAGUCCCCAGAAUGCUGAAAAUUGCAUUUUAGGACUUUGAAGUUUCAAAAUUUUCUGGGGCAGAACGCACCUAGACCCCCUCAUCCCCCGACUCUCUCUUAGAAAAAGGGGACUAACGACCCCUUGUUGAUAUAGUCGGUUACUUUAUUCAAACCUGCUGCCAACUUUAAUUUUUGUUGAACCCCCUGCUAAGUUUUAAAGAGCUUGCAUUCUUUUUUGCAAUUUAAUUGGUUGAUUCUUUGAAAUGAUGGGGUUUUAUGUCAUGGAAAGUGUUUUUUGGUGUGAAGUGCAUCCAGGGAAACCUUUAAAAACCAACAUAUACACCUACAUAAAUACACAUACUUAAACAACAUAUACACAUAAUUAAUCAUGAAGUAUGUAUGUCUCAGCUGGAUUUAUAUGUCAAGAAGUUGUGUAUACCUUAGGUUACUGCAUCAACAAACACUCACAAACAUUUAAAAAUACAAUUUUGUAUAGUUUCUAAAUGGUAUCAAAGAAAAGUGCUACUUGGUAGUCUUCUCUCAAUGACCAAACAUGUAUACUUUGGAUAUAGCUCAUUGAUUGUUGCAGAAAUCAAAACCCACUGUAUAGAAUCCAAGUAAACCGCAAUUCUCAGGAAAAAAUAUUAGAUUCCCAUUUUUGGAUAUUUUAUGGUAUUUAAAGAAUACCCACAAAAAUCCCAAAUUUGGAAGAGUGAGACAAGUCCCAACCAGGGAACUUGGUUGGAAAUUUCCUGGUUGGGACUUGUCUCACUCUUCCAAAUUUGGGAUUUUUGUGGGUAUAAUUCUUUAAAUACCCUAAAAUAUCCAAUAUUGGGAAUCUGUUUUUUUUUUCCUGUGCAACAUGGCACAAAAUUGACCACUACAGAAAAUACCAUAACAUACCAUAACGCUCUUUGUUUGUCACUCCAAAAUUUUGCAUAAGCAUUGUUUUUAGUUUCUCUUGGGGCCAUUUCAACUCCCAAGAGAAACAUGCAAAAUUUUGGGAUGACAAACAAAGAGCAUUAUGGUAUGUUAUGUUAUUUUCUGUAGUGGUCAAUUGCAUUACAGCUCUAAUUUGAUUGGUCACAUGUUAGGAUUUGCAUACAAAGAAUAAAAUUAAUGCUGAGAUGAGACCAUCAGGGUAUGAAACACUGCUGAAUUUCAUUGAUAGUCUUGUUUUUCAAACCAUAGUUAGAAGAGGAUUCAAACUAGUAAAUGCUGGGGCAUUAAAAUCUAGCUCAAGUAUAUGGUAUUAGCCAGACUGCAGAGUUCUGUGCUGUGGUCACUUCUCUGAGAUGGUUUAUUGUAAAAGUCCUGUAUUGUUGUUGUCCCUUUGUCAUGAAAUCAUUUUACCGGUACAUUUUUUUUAAAAACUUACAGUGCCCAUAAGGCAGCUGUGUUGUGUUUGUCUUGGGAACAGGAUAUGCUAAUUUCUGGCUCUUAUGACAAAACCAUUGUCAUGUGGGAUCUUAGAGGUAAGUGAAAUCACUCAUCAAGUACCCUGGCCUAUUAUUUCAUUGGCUCCACUCAAGCCAUUGCUUUUAUCAUAAUAAUAAUAUAUAGAUUUGGCCAGGCCUAAACGUGAAGCAUUUGCCUAUUCAUUUAUACAUGAAAGACCUUGAUCCUUUGUUAUCCUUCUGCUUAUUUUAUAACAACUUUAAAAGGCCACAGCCAUUAACAGAGCCCUGCUUUUAGUGGUCAGUUGUUGAUUUCAUGUAACUUUGAAACAGUAAAUAGCUUGAAUUCUUUUCUUGUCCUUCCAGCUGGAAAUUUUGAAAAAAAAAAAAACACUCUACAAAAGCACACUUAACCUGUGCUGUGUACUACUGUUAUAAAGUUGAUACCAUCCACCAGUUAAUAGAAGGGCUGUCAUGAAAGCCAAAUGGCAAAACACAGUAAUUAAUAUUACAAGGGUCUCUUAUUGGCAAGAGGUUAACUGUAAUGGAGCAGCUUUGGUCCUUUUUCUUAUUAUUCUGCCUGGUGAUUCUACAAGUACGUUUAUAGGUUGCGGAAAAACCUUAACUGUGUCGUUUAAGCAUCCUUUGAUUAAUAUUGCAGGGGAUUUGUGAAAGCCAAAAUGGUAAAUCACUGAUAACGGGUCUUACUGUACAAUGAAUUUCAUGAAAAUGAUGAGCUAAUUUUUUUAUUAUUUUAGCUGGUAAUUCUAUGAGUACUGUAAGAAAAACACACUAAAUCUGUAUCAAUUGCCUUACUGUGAAAGUUAAUACCAUGUGUUAAUAACUAGCUGAGGUGCCACAGAAACCAGAUUGUUAAACACAGCUAUUGUCCAUGAAUUUGGUCUCUUAAUGGUAACUGGCUUGGUUAAGCUGUUAACAUGUUUCUGAUUCUUUCUUCAACAUUCCAGCUGGCAAUUCCAUAGGCUCUUUAAAGAACCAUAGUAAACCGGUCCUGUGUCUUACUGUUGAUGACCGUUUCAUCAUUAGUGGAAGCGAAGAUAAAACACUCUCAGUGUACGACAGGAGAGCAGCUCAAGUUUAUAAAAGUGUUAAGGUACUGUUUUGUCUUCCCUCACUAUAUAAUUCUUAAUUAUCUAAAAUAAUGAAAAAGAGUAGGAUCUUUACAGUAAAAAAUAACAACCAAAGCGGUUGAAAAUGAACCUGAAAAAAUUUAGGCUUGAUCGGGAUUCAAACCCUGACCUUUGUGAUGGCCGCCGGACGCAACGCUCCAUUCCUUGAGCUAAUCAAACCAACUGGAGAGCAGGCCAUUGUGAGUUCGUAAUAUACCCGAUAGUGGAAAUCAUAUGAAUUGAAAUAUGAAAUUUUGAAGUGCCAAUAAAGAUAUGAAAGUGUGCAUGAUCUUCACAUUGGAAUGAACAACCUAUUAAAGGGGUUGAAAAAGAACAAGAAAAAAUUCAGGCUUGACCGGGAACGAACCCUGAUGCAUUUCAUAUUUUUCAAUUCAUAUCUAAAGUAUGCGCCUUGUUAAGGUUGCUUAAAUGCCCCUAAAAAGUUGAAGGGACGUAGGUUAGUUGUGAGGAUUUCAUGUAAGUAAUAGUGCCCAUGUUGUGUUUUUAGUGUUUUUGUACCCUUUAGAAACGUCUUGUAAGCUGAAGCAUUUAAUAGAUAUGGCUUAACUACAUUAGGUAAAGCAAUAUAUUGCUUUCUGGUGUACGUUAUUGCUAACGUUAGUGAUUUUUUGGCGGUUCAUUUGACAGUUAUAAGGCUUUUUGUUUAAAAGUCAGUGCUUUUUGGUAACGGUUAACUUACAUUUAGAAGGUUGUAUUUGUCGUCCUCAGCUUAAAACUCCAGUGUUUAGCUUGUGCCAAAGCUCCACAUGUGGCUACAAUUACCUGAGAGUCGGGGGCAGAGAUGGCCGCCUGCACAUGCUGGAUACAACUGCCGAUAGAUUUGAGGAACUAACAGUGAGUUGAAAGAUUCUUUUGGGGUUUAGCAACAUCUAGUAUUUAGGAGAUUUAACAGCAAGACUAUAAAAAGGACCCUAUGCAACAACAAACCAUAACAGGCGAAAGAAUUGGCACUUUUUUGCCAUCCUAAACAAUUUAUCUUCUCUUCUCCGAACCUUGAUGCGGUAUCUAAAAAUUCAUUUCCUGGAAAAUCCAACGGUAUCUACACUUUUUCGAAAUGGACUGACAUAAAUACAUAGCAAACUUAGUAUAGGCGACCUAUUGUGCAGUUAAAUCACUAGAGAGCACAUCUUAUUUAACUAGAGAAAGUAAAAUUCAUCGUUGGGUGUCCAACUGUUCCAUAAAAUGUCCCAACACAAAAUUACACGCCUUAGUUCGCAGAGGAAAACAACUUGGAAAUGUACUAAAUAGUGCCGGGUCCAGACCUCGAGAUAAGCGGGGCGGGGGGGGGGCGGUCUCCAAAAAAAAUUUUCGGUCCUUCGGGCCUCAGUUUGGUCUAAAAAUAAAAGAAGGGGGCCGGGUCCCCACGCCCCUCCCCUGGAUCCGCCUUUGCUAAAAAGAGUGAUGCACGGGCAAAUUUGUUGUGUCCGCCACAAUCUGAUUCUGGGAGUCUUAAAACAUCUACAUGUGGUGCGAUACUUGAAUGAUAUCUGAUGAGAAGGUUUUCAUUCAAGAAAAUGAGUAUAAGCGAGACAGGGAGCUUCUUAUAUUUGGCUUAUUGUUUGUUUACUGUUUUUAGCCCAGUAUAGAACUAGGACAGGAAUCAAAUGGAAAAAUCUCUGGAAUCUGCCACUACGGCGGUGCAGUUGUUGCUUGUUCAACUGACAAAAGUAUUAAGGUAUGAUACAUUAGAGCGGCUCUGUCAUGGCUGUUUACUUUGUUUUUGAGCGACCCACGUCAAUCGGAAGUGCGAUCGAAGCGAGCCGCGCGAGAACGUGCGAGCUAGCGGCGAAGCCGCCCUCGCUUUCGCGUCUCCUCUCGCGUGCCCCUCGCGCGUCUACUUUUCACAAUAUCCCACAAAUGGAGAGCUUGCUCGCAGGCUACAAAGAAUUUGGAAUGCAGGACCUACAACAGAUUCCGGAAUCCACAAUCCAGGACUGUCUUGGAUUACUACAUAUGUUACAUGGGGCAAAUUGUGAUACGAUGUGUGGUAAAAUGACAUGGAUGUUAAAAACUGAAUAAAGUUUUGAUAUCUCAGUGCAUCACCCAGUUUCUCUUAGUCUUAACCGCCCCUCACAGAAUGUCAAGUCAAGGAGUCUCCAGGAAAAACGAUUGUGUAUGUCUCGGUGUUAAUUAAAUCAUGCUGAAGAGUAGAUCACUUUACAUUCAACUCAAAGAGGGUGUUGUUUGUGGUCGAGUGUAGUACUUAUCUUUAUGAUCGUCAACCACUAAUAUCUGUUGCUUACUUUUGUCCGUUGAUGUGGUGUUUGUUCUGCAGGUAUUGGAACCAUCCCGUGUUCUUUCUGUUAUUCAUACAUUUGACUGUCAUACCGGAGAAGUAACAGCGGUAAGUAAAAGUUUCUUCGAUAGUUCGGCCGUUUUUUACGUUGUCGCACAACUCUCCUCCCUCCUUGUUGGAAGAAGCGUUGCGUGACGGCACACAGAACUGUGGUGUAGCAGACAACGUAGUCUCUUACGUAGCUGUAUUUUUUACGUCAUGCACAGCUCCUCACCACAUUGCGUAACAACACGAACAGCUGCUGGGUGGGACACAUCGUUAAUGCUUCAGUCAGCCUGCGUGGCAAGCGUUUGGAGUGGAAGGGGUGUAAUUCGGGCGCUUGGGGAAGUGGGGAACUCGGCUGCUCGGGGAAGAGGGGAAUUCGGGCGCUCGGGAAAGGAGGGAAUUCGGGCGCUCUUCACCCCAUUCCCCGAGCGCCAGAAUUCCCCCCUUCCCCUUUUCCCUUUUGAAGCCUGCCACACAAGCCACGUGACAAAAUGUGGUGAGAUGAGAGGUUAUAGAAGUCUGCCUCCUGUCAAUAUUGCUAGAUCUACUGGAUCAAGGACGAGGAAUUGCUCAAACAAAAAUCCCGCAGGCAAAAUAGAAAUCCCGUUGUCCCGUAAUACUUCACAUAUUCAGAGCCUACAUCGGAAGUUGAUGUUGGCUUGUGCUGAUAGUAGGGACUUUACGAUAGGACGACGCGAAGGCAGCGAAAACGUCGCUUCAAAAAUGAAUUUGCGUUCUUUCGUCUUUAUCGCGAUUAUUUCAACUCACUUACCUCGUCAAAUGUAGGCGAACCCUCACGGAGUUGAAUUCAAAGAACCAUAUUCAAGUUUAGAAAGAGAGUAAAAUCUCAUCGUGGCCUAUCUACGUCCUCCAGAAAAAGUAAAAUUUGGCAAUUUCACGUCGUAGUCGUGCAAAAACGGCAAAGAAAUGUACAAAAACGUGAGAUGCACGUGCAAAGUUGUCGUUUUGCCUACUAAAUCUAUUGUUGUUUUGGACGUUCUCGUUGCCGUCGCGUUGUCGGAUCGUAAAGUCCCCAAUAUUGUGCACAGAGCGUCGACAGUUACAUGCGCUCAAGGUUGAGAAACCCGUCGUAUCUUGAAAUGUGAAAUAUGACUUAUUGGGCACAUCCUCGCAUCAGCAUUUUUUGCUUAAUCUAUUUUCUUGCCUCAUAAAGUUUGUAUUUAAAAAGAUUAUUGUCAUUUCCUUUCAGGUAAACAGCGGAGGCUCGGUGUUAGCAUCAUGUUCAAGUGACCUUACUAUUGGGAUAUGGAGACCCAAAAGUCUGAGGCCCGUGGCGAUUAUCUGAUAACAAUGAUGCUAGUGGUAUUAAUGUUGGCGUCAUGUUCUGAUAAUUGCGUGCUUGCCUGGAUCAAUUCUGGCGUGAAGAUGUGGCUGACAAGCCCAAACCAAGACUGAUGAUAACAGUAAAGCAAGUACAUGUAUGUCGGUCACAAAUAACAAUGAGCUGGUUUCUGUAGUUGCACUAUAACUGAUGACGAGAUUUAGGAAAAUGUUGACAAUGUUAUUAUUGGUGAUGAUAAUAAUAGAGAGUUUACGCAACGACGACGACAACGGCAUCGAGAAAGGCAAAAAAGCAAUAGGUUUAGACAAGCAAAACAACAACUUUGCACGUGCAUCACGCUUUUUUGUACAUUUCUCUGCAGUCGUUGCACCACUACAACGUGAAACUUCCUAAUUUCACGUUUUGUCGGGGACGGGAGCAAAAGACAACAACUUUCUUUUACUUUUCCUGAAUUUUGAUGUAGUCCUUUAGAAUUCAACUCCAAACAAAUUUGCCAACAUUUGACACAUUAAACGAGAUGGAAUAAGCGCGAUUAAGUUUGAGACAGCGCAAAUUCACUUUUUAAGUGACGUUUUCGUCGCCGUCGUAGUUGCGUAAACUAGCUAAUGAUGAUGGUGGUGGCGGUCGUGAUGAUGAUGAUGAUGACUGCGACGACCCCAAGUGGCGGUGGUAGUAGUUACAGUCAUCAUCAUCAACAUAAUCACUAUCGUCAUUAUCAUAUCGUCAUGAUUUUAAUGGUCGUGAUCAGAGGAGGAUCGAAUAGUAUCCCAUGAUGCAUUUUUCCAGAAGCAUCACGCAAUAUCGCAGUCAUAGCAGGUUCCAUCUUGAAAUAAGGUCGUUUUCUCGUCGGCUUUUUUCUCACUCGAUUUCCAGUAAUAUUUCCUUUCAGGUAAACAGCGGAGGCUCGGUGUUAGCAUCAUGUUCAAGUGACCUUACUAUUGGGAUAUGGAGACCCAAAAGUCUGAGGCCCGUGGCGAUUAUCUGAUUACAAUGAUGCUGGUGGUAUUAAUGUU
This is a messenger RNA of Porites evermanni, 11677 nucleotides long. The record is from the annotation of a GenBank genome assembly. Lineage: Eukaryota; Metazoa; Cnidaria; Anthozoa; Scleractinia; Poritidae.